This is a messenger RNA of Scedosporium apiospermum, 1620 nucleotides long. RefSeq lists its product as uncharacterized. The transcript has 4 exons. Lineage: Eukaryota; Fungi; Ascomycota; Sordariomycetes; Microascales; Microascaceae. Gene Ontology annotation, biological process: protein quality control for misfolded or incompletely synthesized proteins. Gene Ontology annotation, cellular component: cytoplasm; mitochondrion. The record is from RefSeq and is a predicted model, not a curated record. Gene Ontology annotation, molecular function: ATP hydrolysis activity; ATP binding. The coding region runs from base 1 to 1620 and encodes 539 amino acids.
AUGCGUAGAAGCCUUUCCCCCCUCGUGCGACUCCCCGCGAACGCUGCGAGACACCGGGCUCUCACCGGACGAGAGCUUCGACAGGGACUCUGCACACUACCAGCGCGGACACACCCCGCGCUCGCCUCUCGGGGUCGGAUAAGCCCGAUACCCCAAACUCCUGCACACAAUAGGACUUGUGUUAGGCAAACAAGCAGUGCCGCUACGGCCACGGUUCAGAAUGUGAACAAUGAUGACAUAGGACCAAUUCAAGAAUAUGAAGCGAGAGUUGCCCAGGGUACGCUUCGAAAUGAUGACCAUCAGCGAGGUAUAAUACAAAGUUUGCAACACCUCCACGACGAACUCGUGAACUAUACCGCGCCGGAAGUCCAACGUCCGACUAUCGAGUCUCUCAAGCCUGCGAAAUCCUUCUUUGGUGGUCUCUUCAAGAGCGGGCCGGGCCAGGCCGCUAUCGGUGCCAUCCCCGCCAACCUACCCCGCGGCUUAUACCUAUACGGAGAUGUAGGCAGCGGGAAGACCAUGCUUAUGGACCUGUUCUAUGACACGCUGCCGAGUUCGAUCGGGUCGAAAACGCGGAUUCACUUUCACAAUUUUAUGCAGGAUGUCCACAGGAGAUCACACAAGUUAAAGUCGCAGCAUGGAAUCGACAUUGACACUAUCCCCUUUAUUGCUGCUGAUAUUGCGCAGCAGGGGAGUGUGCUCUGCUUUGAUGAGUUCCAAUGCACUGAUGUUGCAGAUGCUAUGAUUUUGAGAAGACUUCUUGAGGCCCUGAUGUCUCAUGGUGUGGUUUUAGUCACAACCUCAAACCGACACCCCGAUGAGCUUUACAAGAACGGAAUUCAGCGUGAAUCAUUCAUCCCUGCCAUCAAUCUCCUCAAAAAUCGCCUCCAUGUAAUAAACCUCGAUUCGACCACGGAUUACCGCAAGAUUCCCCGCCCACCCUCCGGCGUCUACCACACCCCGCUCGACGCCCACGCCGCAUCCCACGCCGAAAAGUGGUUCCGCUUCCUAGGCGACCCUGAAUCGCCCGAGCCGCACCCAGAAGUGCAGACAGUAUGGGGACGAAAGAUUUACAUCCCCCGUGUCAGCGGAACCUGCGCGUGGUUCACCUUUGACGAGCUGAUAAGACAGCCGACGUCGGCGGCCGAUUACCUCGAACUUAUGCGCAGCUACGACGCCUUUAUCGUUACCGACGUGCCGGGCAUGACUUUCAAGGAGCGGGACCUGGCGCGGCGAUUCAUCACUUUUAUUGACGCCGUGUACGAGAGGCAGGCCAAGCUCGUCCUGACCACCGAGAAGCCCCUGACGGAACUUUUCGUGUCGCGUGACGAGCUGGCGGCGUCGCUCAAGGACGAGGGGAACGGCCAGCGCGAGAGCGCGGAUUCGAUGAUUGGCCACUUUAUCGAGGACCUAGGGCACAACGUCGAGCAGUUGAAGAAUUCUCCGCUGUUUACGGGUGAGGAGGAGGCUUUUGCUUUUGCUCGUGCGCUGUCCCGACUUAGUGAGAUGGGGAGUAGGCAGUGGGUUGAGAGGGGUAUGGGUCUUGAGAGUCAAGGUGGUAAGAAGGAGAGGGAUGACUGGACUAAGAUGCGAAGCCGACGCAUGGAGGAUAGUAUGUGA